Molecule: messenger RNA, 1961 nt
Organism: Thunnus maccoyii (southern bluefin tuna)
Lineage: Eukaryota; Metazoa; Chordata; Actinopteri; Scombriformes; Scombridae
Gene: ttc23
Product: tetratricopeptide repeat domain 23
Exons: 12
Coding region: 363-1748 (461 amino acids)
Molecular function (GO): protein binding
Source: RefSeq, a predicted model, not a curated record
AUGCGCCCCGCCUCCGUCUGUAUACCUUCAGGAACAGCUUUUCCAGCGUUGGAUAACUUUGUGCACUUCCUUCAUGGCAGCUCACAACAGAGCCUGGCCUGAUGACGCUAUAGCUUCUGUCAGCGUCAUGCUUUUAGAAUUGAAUUUCAGGCAUUACAUCGUAUCACAAAGGGUAGUGUUGUUUUGAGAGCAAACGUUAAAUGCUCCGAAGGAAACAUUAAAAUGGAGUAGCAGCGGUUGGUCGCGUUAGCUACAGUAGCACGCGCAGUGUAUCCACGGUAACACGUAAGGAACACAGACUGCUGGUUAUAGAUCUGUGUUAACGGUUAAAUCUCAUACUUUCCCCACUGGUGGUUUCUAAAAUGGAUAAUGACAACACUAUGUCAAAAAUACGACCCAAAUCAUCCGAUUCUGCUGAGUCGUCUCCUGAAAGCAUCAACAGGGGCGUGGAUGCGUCUCCUUCUUGUGACUCAGGUGUGGUCAGUCCCUCGCAAAUAGGAUAUGCUAAGAAGGAAUUUAUUAUGAUCCAUCCAGAAGAAAAGCUCAGACACUUUGAGAGCAGAGGUCAAGACCAUGAAGACAACCAAGAAUUUGAUGCUUGCAUCCAGGACCUGGUACGUUGUGUGGCACUGACGAGGCUGGUAUAUGGGGAUGGUCACCUGAAACUAGCCCAGGCCCAUGCCAGACUGGCUAAAGCAUAUUUCCAGUUUAAAGGCUGGGGACUGCAGGCCCAGGAGCACUCAUUGCUGGCUAGAGAGCUGCUGCCUUUCUGCUCCUCCAUCUCUCCUUGCAGAGGUGAAAAACUAGAGGUUCUCACAUGUCUCCUGAGCAUACACCUUACACAGGGAGGUGCUGCACUGCUUACUGCCAAUCUUGAGGAAGCAGAAUCCUCUUAUCUGGAGGCAAAACAAAUUAUUGAGGAGCUUCAUCAACACGGAGGAAUCAGUGAGGAAGACAAGAUAAAGGCUGAGCUGCAAAUCUCCACUGGUCUAUCAAGGGUCCAUAAGAAACAGAACAGGCUAGAAGAAGCCUUAAGCCAGUGUGAGAAGUCGUUGCAACUGCUUAAGGAUUGUGGUAAGCCUGAAAAGACCACUUCUGUCUAUAGGGACAUGGCCGCCAUUGAACAGGACAGGGAUCAUUUGGACAGAGCCAUAGAGCAUCUCUCCAAGGCUCAUGCCAUUGCUAUGAGUCACUGCCCAGAGGGGCUAGAGAGGGCUCAGAUCUCCCACAGCCUGGCCCUCAUCCUUUCUGCUGCUGCAGAGCCCCACCACAAUGACUCUGCAGGUCGCUACUUUGAGCAGAGUCUAAAUUCAUACAAGAUAUCUGUAGGUCUGCUGGAUCCAGCCUUUCUCACUGCCCAGGAUGAUUUCUGUCGAUUCCUCCUCCUCAAUGGACAGCAAGAGAGAUGUGUGGAAAUCCAGAGAGCAUCUCUAAUUUCAAAGAGAUCUACAUUCGGUGAUUUGAGUGCCGAGGUAGCGGACACCCUUCAGCUGGUAGGAAGUGUGGAGAUGAGUGAGGGCAGGAUGAAGCAGGCCCACAGGACCAUGACAAAGUGCCUGGAGAUCCAGAAUUUACUGUAUGGCCCUCAGCACAAGAAGACAAAAGCCACACAAAAAGCUGUAGACAUGUUGGCCCGGGCACCAGAGGUGGCUGAGAGUCUGCAGAGGCAAGGUAGAAGGAAGACAAAACCUCACACGUUUUCAGUUCUACCAUCCGGUAGCAAAGAGGGAAGCAUAUCUGACUCUUAAACUGUUCUUCUCUUGUUUAUGUCACAAGAAUAAUCCUGAUGGUAAAUAUUUUGGUUUUAAAGAAAUACUCACACUCACAAAACAUACCCACAGUAGUUUUUAAUGAUGUUAACAUAUGAAACAAUUUCCAAGGAACCUUAAUCAUCAAAAGCCAUAUUGUUAUUUGUUCAAUGUAAAUUAUUAUGUCAAUAAAAGCAAUAAUGUUGGGCUGUC